UAGGCCUACCAAGCAAUGAAAAAAUAUUCAAACAAUCAAGUGCAAUAUUUCUAACUAAAGAUUGCUAUUUCAAUGUGAGUAUUUUUGACGGGUGAUGUUUUUGUGUGAUUUCUUGUGAAUCUGCAACGCGCCCAAACACUGACCGUCGUUCUACGUCAUUUGAAAGCGACUUUUCUCCUAAGCAAUAUGGCUGCGUCCUGCGCCGAUUGAUAGUCUCAUGGAGUGUAUAAUAUGAGUACCGUGAACUUAUAAAAACUUAUGAACCGCUUCGGUGGACACCAAAUUUAGAGAUUGCAUGUGGCAAUACUACGCACAUUAAGGUUGUCGUCCUGCGAAAAGGUAUCAGUCAACAUGAGAGGCGCUACUCUCCUCAACAUGAUGAGGACACCCUCAAUAACGAAGCUUAGGUCAUUUCCCUUCUUGUGCAGGAAAGUGUCAAACACCCCCCAUCAGCAUGGCUCACAGAACGGGACACAAACAUCACCCGAGACCAAAGACCAACUCAUGGAGAAUGAGCCCACGGAGGAAGAGCAACGAAGACCCAAAAAGAAGCCGAGCGAGUGUUCUGUGCUGCUCUUCCCCGGGCAGGGGAGUCAGUUCGUGGGUAUGGGUCGCGGGCUUCUGAAAUACGGAAACGUCAAGGACAUGUUUGCCGUCGCGCAGAAGAUACUGGGCUACGACUUGCUGUCUCUGUGCCUAGAUGGGCCAGAGGAGGAAUUGAUGAAGACACUCCACUGUCAGCCCGCCGUGUUUGUCACGUCACUGGCAGCUGUGGAGCGGCUGAACCACGAAAACCCAGCGGCCAUUGAGAAUUGUGUGGCUGCUGCAGGAUUUAGUGUGGGAGAGUUUGCAGCCCUGGUGUUUUCUGGUGCCAUGGAUUUCGCAGAAGCCCUGUAUGCGGUGAAGGUGCGGGCAGAGGCCAUGCAGAACGCGUCAGAGCUGAUCUCUAGCGGCAUGCUGUCGGUAAUGGGACGGCCCCAGGCUAAGUACAAACAUGCCUGUUUGCAGGCCAGGGAGCACUGCCUUAGCCUGGGCAUCAAGGAGCCUGUCUGCAGUGUGGCCAACUACCUUUUCCCCGAUGGGAGAGUCAUCGCUGGCCACAAAGAGGCACUGGACUUCCUACAACAGAACUCGAGGAAACUUCACUUCCUGCGUGCGCGGCCGCUCCCGGUGAGUGGGGCUUUCCACACGGCACUGAUGGAGUCUGCCACCGAGCCCCUGAGAGACGUCCUCAGACAGGUGGAGGUACGUCGGCCCGAGAUCAACGUGUACUCCAACGUGGACGCCAAGCGCUACAUGCAUGAGGGCCACGUGCGCAGGCAGCUGGUCAAGCAGCUAGUGUCGCCAGUGAAGUGGGAGCAGACCCUCCACGAGGUGUACGAGAGGACCCAGGGUCAGAGCUUCCCCCACACCUACGAGGUGGGCCCCGGGAAGCAGCUGGGGGCCACGCUGCAGAAGUGCAACAUGAAGGCCUACAAGAGCUACACACAUGUGGACGUCACCACCCACGAUGACUGAGAGGAUUAUGGUCUGAGGAGUAAGACAGGACUCAUGGAUUUGUGAAGAGACUCGUAUCAAUACAGUACAGUCUACAUACUGUACAGUGUACACCCAUUGACAAUCACCCAUGUCGUGUCUUUGGCAUCAUUAAAGUGAAGACUUAUUUUAUCAAA
Messenger RNA from Salvelinus namaycush (lake trout), 1673 nucleotides. Its product is annotated as malonyl-CoA-acyl carrier protein transacylase, mitochondrial-like. The record is from RefSeq and is a predicted model, not a curated record. The coding region runs from base 352 to 1518 and encodes 388 amino acids. Lineage: Eukaryota; Metazoa; Chordata; Actinopteri; Salmoniformes; Salmonidae. Gene Ontology annotation, molecular function: transferase activity. The transcript has 5 exons.